AUGAAAAAUUUUACGCAAAUAAUUUUAAAACCGGAAAAUAGUCGUAUAAAAUUACGAUGGUUAUAUAAGAAAAAGUUUUAUUCAACUCAAACUGAUUUUUAUAUCAAAGACAAUAGUAAUAAAUUACCCAAAUCGAAUAAGGUACUUACCAGUACCAUUUUAAAAACAGAAGAAGAGGAAAGAAAAGUAAUUAAAAAAAAAUGUGUUGAUGAAAAUGUAAACGAAGUUGAAAAUAAACCUUCAAGUAGAAUCAAUGAAUUAAAUAUUCAAAUGUUAUCUGACAAUUUACACGGCCAAAUAUUUAAAGAUGGUAACUUGUCUUCAUCUGACAACAAUAUAUUAAUAAAAAAUUCAAAAAAAUUAUUAAAGCAACACGGUCUUUGGACAAAUGACAUAAAAUUACUUGAAGAUGUUGAAUUAGACUUGCCUCCUCUUAAGGGGAAAAACAUUGAAGAACAUUUUUGGAUAUUAGGAGAAGAACAAUCUAAACCUUAUAGAAAUCUUUUAUUGAAUUUUAUAUCGAAAAAACUUCCAAAAUCACCAGAUAAAUGGCUUUGUCAAAAAGGAUGGACCAAGUAUGAGGAAGGUAAAGAACCUGUUCAAGUGCAGUUUCCAGAUGAAGAUGCUUUAAUCGUAGAUGUAGAAGUUUGCGUUAGUGUCGGAAACUUACCAACUUUGGCAACUGCUGUAUCUGAAAAUGCAUGGUAUGGUUGGGUUAAUUCUGAUUUAGCAGAAGGAAUUGAUUCUCUUCCUACCCAAUUUUACACUGCCGAAAAACUAAUUCCGUUGGGAGACAAAAAUAAAACGAAUCCUGCUAUAGUAGUCGGUCAUAAUGUGUCAUAUGACAGAUCUAAAAUAAAAGAACAAUAUUCUUUUGAAAGCAAUGCUGUGAGAUUUUUAGACACAAUGGCAAUUCACACUUGUAUUGGAGGAAUUAAUAAAAAUCAGACAAAGGACUUAAACGAAACAAGUAUUUUUAACGAUUCGUCUGAAGUAUUCUGUUUAAUUAGUUUAAGAGACAUGUAUAAAUUAUAUUGUGGACGGGAAAUCUCGAAAACUGAAAGAGAUGUUUUUGUCAAGGGUUCAAUAUUGGAUAUAAAAAAUGAUUUUGAAAAUUUAAUGAGUUACUGUUCAAAAGAUACAAUUGCAACAUUUGAAAUUCUUCAGAAAAUUUUUCCUAUUUUUCUUAACAGAUUUCCACAUCCGGUAACAUUGGCUGGAAUGUUAGAAAUGAGUGUAGCUUUUUUACCAGUGACAAGUAAUUGGAAAAAAUUUAUUUUAGAAGCAGAUCAAACUUAUGAAGAUUUAAAAAACGAAAUGAGUUUAAUACUUUCGAGGAAAAGCGAUUUGGCUUGUAGAUUGUUUCACAAUGAUGAAUUUAAAAAAGAUUUGUGGUUGUGGGAUGAAAAUUGGUCGAUUCAAAAUUUAAAAUUGACAAAAAAGAAAGUUCCAAACAAUAAUGAGACUAAUGUAAAAGUUACUGCAAAAGAAGAUGCUUUAAAUGAAAAGUUUCAAUAUUUAUUUGACUUGGGAAAAAUAUUACCGAAAAACAAACCAUUUUUACCUGGAUAUCCAAUGUGGUAUAGAAAAUUAUGCGAAAAGACUGAUUCAAAUGUACAUUUAACAACCAGCAUGUUAGUCACUCCAAAAUUGUUAAAUUUAACAUGGGAAAAUUUUCCACUGUAUCAUUCGAAAAAACACGGUUGGGGAAUAUUGGUAGCUGAUAUAUUUGCUGAAAAUGUAAAUACUCUUUUACCAUUUGAAAAACUAAAAGAAAUUACUUUGAAAUCAUUUGAUAUUCCAUUAGAUUUUUAUAAAACGGACAAUUUAAAUUAUAAAAAUUGUGAAACCAAAAACAAAUUAGUACCUCCAUUUUAUUAUAAAGGCAAUGGAAUAUGGUGCAAUCAUAAGAUAGACGAUUGUUGUUAUUUUUUUAAACUACCUCAUAAAGAUGGGCCAUUAAAAAACGUUGGAAAUCCAUUAUCUCUUAAUUUUACAAAAAUUAUGGCUAGUAAUUUCCUUUGCGGAAGUGAUGGAACGGCUAAAAAAGUUAUAGAUAUAAGCACAAAAAUCACAUAUUGGAGAAAUAACAGAGACCGUAUAAAAAAUCAAAUGGUGGUGUGGAUGAAUGAAAAUGAAUCAAAUUACCCAGAUCUCCUAAAUGAAGAUACGUCCGUAGGAAUAAUCAUUCCCAUGGUCGUUGUUGCUGGUACCGUGACAAGAAGAGCGGUUGAAAGAACGUGGUUAACGGCUUCUAAAGUAUCCGAAAAUAGAAUAGGUUCGGAAUUAAGAGCACUCGUUCAGGCUCCUUCUGGAUAUCAUAUUGUCGGUGCUGAUGUAGAUUCUCAGGAGCUUUGGAUAGCAGCGCUAUUAGGAGAUUCUACCUAUGCGAAGGUACACGGUUGCACUCCUUUAGGCUGGAUGACGCUACAGGGUACGAAAUCAAACGAGAGUGAUAUGCACAGUAGAACGGCCAAGGCAAUCGGAAUAUCUCGUGAUCAUGCCAAAAUAUUAAAUUAUGCUCGUAUUUACGGAGCUGGCGUUAAAUUUGCUCAAAAACUUUUACAACAGUUUAAUCCGUUACUCAAUGAAAGUGACGCACUGAAAAAAGCGACAAAAAUUUAUCAGUACACAAAAGGAGUUAAACGUUUUACCGUUAGACCGGAAAUAAGUAAAUUUUUCCAAGAAAGAUUCGGAUGCCUGGAAGUUAACGAUAUGGCAACGGCGUAUCAAAUAACAAAAAUAUUAAAUAAAAAAUUCGGUGAAAUAUUUUCGGGUAGUCAUUGGACACGAGGUACCGAAUCUCACAUGUUUAAUAAAUUAGAAAAAAUUGCUUCCGCUUUGGAGCCGAAAACUCCGUUUCUAUCUUGUCGCUUGUCCACCGCAUUAGAGCCUCACUAUUUAAACGAUGAUUAUCAUCUCAACACGAGAAUAAAUUGGGUGGUACAAAGUGGAGCCGUGGAUUUUCUUCAUUUAAUGCUAGUCUGCAUGAGAUGGUUGACGAAUGGUCAUGCUCGAUAUUGUUUUAGUUUCCACGACGAAAUCAGAUACCUUUUUCCGUCUGAACAAAAAUACAGCGGAGCUCUGGCUGUGCAUUUGACCAAUCUUUUCGUUAGAUCAUUCUGCUGCCACAGAUUGGGAAUAUACGACUUACCUCAAUCCGUUGCUUUUUUCUCAUCCGUGGAAGUAGAUACCAUUUUAAGAAAAGAAGCGAAAGAUGAUUGCAUCACUCCGUCAAAUCCACACGGCAUGGAAAAAGGUUAUGGAAUACCACCUGGAGAAUCAUUAAAUAUUUACGAAACAAUAAAAAAAUCUGGAGGAAGUCUAUCAGUUUUUUUUAAAAAAUCAGGUAGAGUUGAACCGUUUAAAUGUUGA
This is a messenger RNA of Pediculus humanus corporis (human body louse), 3375 nucleotides long. Its product is annotated as DNA polymerase subunit gamma, putative. The transcript has a single exon. NCBI's taxonomy places the organism in Eukaryota, Metazoa, Arthropoda, Insecta, Psocodea, Pediculidae. The record is from RefSeq and is a predicted model, not a curated record. Gene Ontology annotation, biological process: mitochondrial DNA replication. The coding region runs from base 1 to 3375 and encodes 1124 amino acids. Gene Ontology annotation, molecular function: 3'-5' exonuclease activity; DNA binding; DNA-directed DNA polymerase activity. Gene Ontology annotation, cellular component: mitochondrion; gamma DNA polymerase complex.